Messenger RNA from Chlorella variabilis, 819 nucleotides. RefSeq lists its product as hypothetical. Gene Ontology annotation, cellular component: nucleus. The record is from RefSeq and is a predicted model, not a curated record. NCBI's taxonomy places the organism in Eukaryota, Viridiplantae, Chlorophyta, Trebouxiophyceae, Chlorellales, Chlorellaceae. The transcript has 2 exons. Gene Ontology annotation, biological process: regulation of transcription by RNA polymerase II. Gene Ontology annotation, molecular function: DNA-binding transcription factor activity, RNA polymerase II-specific; protein binding. Bases 1 to 819 code for a protein of 272 amino acids.
AUGGCACCCCUGAUGCUGGCAGUGGCCGCCCGCCUGGCAGACCCUGCUGCCGCGGCCGGUUAUCGGCAGCAGCUGGCGCAGCUGCAGGAAGGCGGGCCUGAGCUGGUCAGCCUGGAGCAGCUUGAGUUUUUGGUGAAUGUUUCGCUGUGCUUUGAGGUCGUCGACCCCCCAACCGGCAUCCAGGAGCGCACGCAGAAGCGCCUGCUGCCGGCUGCCAAAGCCGCGGGCCGGCGGGCAGCAGAGCUGCAGCCGGGGAGCGCCGCCGCUCACUGCCUCCUGGCCCAAGCGCUGCACCAGUUGCCAGAGCUUCCAGCAGCCAUCAAUGCUCUGCGUGCCUCAAUUGAGGCAGCGGAAGCGCGGCGCAACCAUUACUACCUUUGCAAGUCCGCCUUCAUCCUUUCUUUCCUCCUGCUCUCCGAGGGUAGCCCAUCCGGCAGCGCCGACCUCCGCCCGAUGUUGAUGAUGAUGCUCACCAAGGGCAGCAAUGCGCUGCGCGUGCUGAAGCGCUAUGGGCCGCGGACCUGGGGGAGCGCCCUUGGCUUAAUGCGUGACCUUGUGCACAGCGAGGCGGCCAAGGUGGCUGGCCUGCUGCCGCCGGAUGUCGAGGCGGAGUGGGCUGCGCUCGGCGAUGUCUGGGCCAGCGCUUCCCUCGGGGACCAGUGCAGCGGGUGUGGCAAGCACAGCAUAGGCCUGCGGCUCUGCGCAGCAUGCCACAGCGUGUCAUAUUGCAGCCCUGCCUGCCAGCGCAGCCACUGGAAGCAGCACAAGCCCAACUGCAAGGUGGCGCAGAAGGAGAUGAGGGGGCGCGGGCAGUCUUGA